Messenger RNA from Letharia columbiana, 192 nucleotides. RefSeq lists its product as uncharacterized. The transcript is spliced from 2 exons. The record is from RefSeq and is a predicted model, not a curated record. Lineage: Eukaryota; Fungi; Ascomycota; Lecanoromycetes; Lecanorales; Parmeliaceae. The coding region runs from base 1 to 192 and encodes 63 amino acids.
AUGUCACUCUGGCAAUCCUUUCGCAAUCUCCAGCCGCGAACACGCGUCUACUUUGGCCUCGGGACCAUGGCUUGGGCGGGGCUUGGACUUCUAUUGUCAGACAAAGCGGAAAAGUUCUUUGAACUCAAGCCUACAGAGAAGGACAAGGAAGGCCUGAAAGAUUUGCUACCGAGAGUGAGGAGGGUGGACUGA